Gryllus bimaculatus (two-spotted cricket) is the source of this 423-nucleotide messenger RNA. NCBI's taxonomy places the organism in Eukaryota, Metazoa, Arthropoda, Insecta, Orthoptera, Gryllidae. The record is from the annotation of a GenBank genome assembly.
AUGACAAGGCCUAACACUCAUAAAAAAAACAUUUAUUUCAAGACAAACUUGAAACAGAUUUUUCAAAAAUAUAUUUGCAUUGUUGAAGCAGCUUCUAAAGUAUUUGGUGCUAAAAGAAUACUUGUAUAUGCUGAAAAAUUGGAGUGCCAUAUUCAUCAUAAUUAUUUGAUGAGAGAGAAGAAAUUAAAUUUAGAUAUAAAUAUGUUUAAAAUGCUAACUAUAUUGAAGUUGUGUAACUAUUCAUAUUAUAACAAUUAUGUUUUAAUGUGUAUGAUGUGUUAUGAAAACAAAACGGAAACUCGCUCAAAAGCAUAUUAUGGUGGAAAAACUGUUGAACAAUCUUUUUUGCUAUUUAAGAUUUUUAUACUGCAAUAUAUUUCUCAUAAAAAUAUACUUUUGCACUCGUGUAGCUCUAUUAAAAAA